Molecule: messenger RNA, 3895 nt
Organism: Phalacrocorax carbo (great cormorant)
Lineage: Eukaryota; Metazoa; Chordata; Aves; Suliformes; Phalacrocoracidae
Source: RefSeq, a predicted model, not a curated record
CCCGAGGCGAGGGGAGCGGCGGGGGCGGCGCCGCGACCGCCGGGACCCGCACCGCCCCGCCGGGCCGCCGCGCCGCCGCCUCCCCCCUCUGGGCCGCAGUGGUGCAGCCCGGAGGUUAGCGGAAGCGGCCGCUCGGCGCUGCCAUGUUGAGCCGCCGCCGCCGCCGCCGCUUUGUUGUCGGCUCCAUGUAGCUGGGGCCCGGGGGAGGGAGGGGGGGACUGCGCCGCCGGAGCCGCCGCCGCCGCCCGCCGAGGGCCGGGACGCCCCCGCCAUGGAGGCCAACUGGACCGCGUUCCUCUUUCAGGCACACGAAGCCUCACAUCACCAACAGCAGGCAGCACAGAACAGUUUGUUGCCUCUCCUGAGCUCUGCUGUUGAGCCACCCGAUCAGAAGCCGAUUCUGCCCUUACCAAUAACGCAGAAACCUCAGCCUGCACCAGAAACAUUAAAGGAUGCUAUUGUUGGGAUUAAAAAGGAAAAACCUAAAACCUCCUUUGUGUGCACUUACUGCAGCAAAGCUUUCAGGGACAGCUACCAUUUGAGGCGUCACGAGUCCUGCCACACAGGGAUAAAGUUAGUGUCACGGCCAAAGAAAACUCCCACCACAAUGGUGCCCCUUAUCUCGACCAUCGCUGGUGACAACAGCCGAAGUUCAUUGGUUUCGACUAUCGCAGGCAUCCUGUCCACAGUCACUACGUCUUCCUCUGCCACCAACCCCAGCAGUAGUGCCGGCGCAACGGCUAUGGCAGUGACUCAGACGGUGAAGAAGCCCAGCAAACCCGUUAAGAAGAACCACGCUUGUGAGAUGUGUGGAAAGGCCUUCAGGGAUGUCUACCACCUCAACCGGCACAAGCUGUCCCACUCAGAUGAAAAGCCCUUUGAAUGUCCAAUUUGCAAUCAGCGCUUCAAGAGAAAGGAUCGCAUGACCUACCACGUGAGGUCUCACGAAGGUGGCAUCACGAAACCAUACACCUGUGGUGUUUGUGGAAAAGGCUUCUCGAGGCCUGAUCAUUUAAGCUGUCACGUUAAACAUGUUCACUCAACAGAGAGACCCUUCAAAUGCCAAACGUGCACUGCUGCCUUUGCCACCAAAGACAGACUGCGGACACACAUGGUGCGCCAUGAAGGAAAGGUAUCGUGUAAUAUCUGUGGUAAACUUCUGAGUGCAGCAUAUAUCACCAGCCACUUAAAGACACACGGGCAGAGCCAAAGUAUCAACUGUAAUACCUGUAAACAAGGCAUCAAUAAAACAUGCAUGAGUGAAGAGACCAGCAAUCAGAAGCAGCAGCAGCAGCAACAGCAGCAGCAGCAGCAGCAGCAGCAACAACAGCAGCAGCAGCAGCAGCAACAACAACAGCAACAACAACAACAACAACAGCAGCAGCAGCAACAUGUAACAAGUUGGCCUGGAAAGCAGGUAGAGACCCUGAGGUUAUGGGAAGAGGCCGUCAAAGCGAGGAAGAAAGAAUGUCAGUUCACCUUUGAGAAGGCUAUAGAGUACGUACCAUUCGAAGCUGCUAACUUGUGCCAAACCUCCACUGCUGCUACUACGCCUGUGACUCUUACUACUCCAUUCAAUAUAACGUCCUCUGUGGCUUCUGGGACUAUCACAAACCCAGUCACAGUGGCAGCUGCAAUGAGCAUGAGAAGUCCAGUAAAUGUAUCAAGUGCAGUUAAUAUAUCCAGUCCGAUGAACCUAGGGCAUCCUGUAACUAUAACAAGUCCAUUAUCCAUGACAUCUCCAUUAACGCUCACCACACCAGUCAAUUUACCUACCCCAGUAACCGCUCCAGUGAAUAUAGCGCAUCCAGUCACUAUAACAUCUCCCAUGAACCUCCCCACACCAAUGACGUUAGCUGGUCCGUUAAAUAUAGCAAUGAGACCAGUAGAGAGCAUGCCUUUCCUGCCCCAGGCCUUGCCCACGUCUCCUCCCUGGUAAAGAAUUUCUAAACAGUAUUAAAAAGGAUUAAAAUGGAAUCCUUACCAGCAGUUCUUUUUUGGGUUUUGUUUGGUUGGGUUUUUUUUUGUUGGGUUUUUUUUUUCUUUUUUUUUUUUUGUUUUGUUUUAGUUAAUAAUAAAUUCAGACUAAGACACUGGGGCAACAUGCACCAUCAGAGACCAUAGUAGCAUCUUCCCCUGUUGAUUUGGCUCAUGGUUCAAACUUGAGUUUCACUGGAGCACUUCAUUUAAAGUAAGUUUUACCUUUUAGCUGACUGAUGCUGAAUUAGAGCAGAUACUUAUUUGACAGAGUUUUAAAAAAAAAGUCAUUAAAAAAACAGUUUUAUGUUUUAUCCCCCAAAUUAUAACUUAGAAAAUUAUUUUAAUCUAAACACUAGCAAAGACCUCUCUGUAUCUUUAACAGGGUGGAUGGCUAAUUUUAACUUGCCAGUCAUUAAGUCCAUUGUUUCUGAGCUAGUGUAGAACCUUUGUCUGUGUUGAUGUUUUUUUUUUCUAUGAGUAAAUGCAUUACAAUGUUGUCAUUUAAAAAAAAAUGCAUUUUGGAGAAAAUAUGCAUUUUACCUUUGGGAAUAUGAUAAUUUCAGGCAGCAUUCCCUAUGGGAAAGGUGAUACCAGCUCUGAUAUGCAAAGCAUAUGAUAACUUAUCAUUCUAACUUCAACAUAUAAUAGGGAUUGUGACCUGAUAUUUGGAGAUGUAAAUAUUACCCAACAUAUUACCCUAAGGGAAUAUAGCAUUGUAGUCAACAUUUUUUUUAAAAAAAACUGUUACUGUUUGGUGAGAAACAGCCAUGGCUGACAGAAGAGGAGUCGAAAUGUAUGUAAACAUGGUCUCUGAACAGUCAGACCCCUAUGGGACUCUUAUCUAGGAGCAAAAGGAGUGCUUUGAAACUUAAGAAAUACUGCUUUAAGCUGGAAGAUUCUGGAGGCACUGGGUAUGAUUUUUAUGCCCUCUGCCUCCCAAUCAGAGCCUGCUGGUGUUACAGCAGGGGACAGACGUGUUAGUUGUUCACUAGAAGUUUUGUCUUAUAUUAAAUUGUAUACAGUUUUUAUUCUAACCACUAACUAGGUAGGAUGCCCCUCCAGGACAAGCAGAGAGCGUCUUUUAAUUUCUCCCCUAUUUCUUAAUCAAGUGUUGUGCAAAUCUGUUCAACUUUGUAAAUAUUUGCAAACAUCAUCAUUUUUACGUUAUUCUUCUAUUGUGUUAACACAUUUCUAUCAAUUUGUGGGAGUUCUGGGGCGAUGGUUUGAACUGUCCAGCCCAGAACUUCUCCACAAAUGGUCACACAUGUUUAAGCUACAUGUGCUUUUUAUUUCUUAACCUGUUUAUCUGUACAUAAGGUAGAAAGCAAAAUCUAGGGAAACAGAUAUACUUUUUAGACUAUCAUGUCACAUAUUCACGUUUUUAAAACUUUGUUUAAAAAAGAAAAACCACCCUGAACCCAAGACUCUACAUUAAAAAAAAAAAUAAAAUUACAGUUGAGAUGUUUUUAUCUUAAUGAAGUUGAAAGCUAUGGAGAUUAGCGUGUGCGCAAUUUCACAGAGUGCUAGCAGGACUAACUAGUCAAAAUGGACUGCUUCCGUUUCUACCCUGCUGUGUCAGUACAAGCAGUGAUUGCCAGGCUGCUGGCUCAGGUGACAGGUAUCUGUAUCAUUACGUGAAACUGUUCUAGGGGCUUGGACUACAUAGUAAAACAAAAACAAAACAAAAAAAAAGAGCUUAGUGUAAAAUAAUUUUAUAAAUGAUCUUUUGUACUUUAGGACAUCAAAUUGUACAACUUUUGUAUAUAUAAAAGCUUAGGAACUUUCUGUUUAGCAGAAAGGAAACACAUUCCUACACUUUUAAUGUAUAUGUUUGUUAUAAUGUCCAUGUAAACAUAUGCCCUAUGUUUGUGCCUUUUAAUUAGUUUGUCUCAAUAAACAAAAAUGUAGAGAAGAA